AUGAAAUUGUAGAAAUCAGUGACAAAGCAAGAAUACAUACAAUACAACCGAAGUGAAGAGGUUGAUUUUCGUUUGUAUAUUUUUCGGUGAAUAAAUUGUUAAACAAAUUAAAAUUAAUCAAAAAUGGUGCUGGAAAGUACUAUGAUAUGCUUCGAUAACAGUGACUAUCAAAGAAAUGGUGACUAUUUUCCAACUCGAUUGAAUGUUCAGAAAGACGGCAUUAAUUUGAUUGGUAUGACCAAAAUUCGAUCAAAUCCCGAAAAUAAUGUUGGCCUCCUAACAUACGCAGAUUCGGUUGAGGUUUUGGCAACACUAACCAGUGAUGUUGGUCGAAUUUUAUCAAAGAUGCAUUUGGUGCAACCAAAAGGAAAUAUUAAUUUUAUCACCGGAGUUCGCAUUGCACAUUUAGUGCUAAAACAUCGACAAGGAAAAAAUCAUAAAAUGCGCAUUGUGGCAUUUGUUGGCUCACCAAUAUCGAGCGACGAAGGUGAUCUCGUAAAAUUGGCAAAAAAAUUGAAAAAAGAAAAAGUGAAUGUAGACAUUGUUAGUUUUGGCGAUCAUUCAGGAAAUAAUGAUGUUCUGACGGCUUUUGUCAAUACAUUGAAUGGCAAAGAUGGAACCGGUUCGCAUUUAAUUAGUGUUCCACGUGGCUCUGUAUUGUCGGAAGCAUUAAUUUCAUCGCCAAUCAUUCAGGGUGAAGAUGGUCAAGGUGCGGCCAAUUUGGGCGGUGCUGGUUUCGAGUUUGGAUUUGAUCCCAACGAAGAUCCGGAAUUGGCUUUGGCAUUGCGUGUUUCGAUGGAAGAACAGCGUCAACGUCAAGAAGAUGAACAGCGUCGAGCAUUGGCUGAAUCGGAUUCGAGCGCUGUGAGCGCUGUAUCAUUGGCCGGUGGCACAACUGCAUCAGCAUCGGUUGAACCAAAUUCAGAAGAGGCAAUGUUACAACGUGCCCUGGCCCUUUCAACUGAGACUCCGGUAAAAAGAUCUCGUGAUGCGGAUGAAGGUAUGCCUGAUUUUGCCAAUAUGACCGAAGAAGAACAAAUCGCAUUUGCAAUGCAAAUGUCAAUGCAAGAUCAUGCCGAAGAAGUUCCAACGCAACAAGCCAAGCGCCCAAAACAGGAAGAACAACCGAUGGAGGUUGAUGAAGUGAUUAGCGAUCCGGAAUUUUUACAAAGCGUUUUAGAAAAUUUGCCUGGUGUUGAUCCACAAUCGGAAACCAUUCGUGAUGCGGUCGGUUCAUUGAACAAAGACAAAAAACCAUCAAACAAGGACUCUUCAAAUGAUAAAUAAAAUACAAAAAUAGCGUGUCCUUUUUCGAUGUAUCUACAUUUUAUUUUUCUCCAUUUCGAUCGUAUUAUCUGCGUCAUGUACUAAUGGUUUAAAUAAUACAAUUACAUUAUGCUUCACACCGAAAAUUUAUACAUUCAAAAUGAAA
Molecule: messenger RNA, 1432 nt
Organism: Contarinia nasturtii (swede midge)
Lineage: Eukaryota; Metazoa; Arthropoda; Insecta; Diptera; Cecidomyiidae
Gene: Rpn10
Product: 26S proteasome non-ATPase regulatory subunit 4
Exons: 7
Coding region: 124-1287 (387 amino acids)
Biological process (GO): proteasome-mediated ubiquitin-dependent protein catabolic process
Cellular component (GO): proteasome regulatory particle, base subcomplex; nucleus; cytosol
Molecular function (GO): polyubiquitin modification-dependent protein binding
Source: RefSeq, a predicted model, not a curated record